Molecule: messenger RNA, 2034 nt
Organism: Trypanosoma theileri
Lineage: Eukaryota; Euglenozoa; Kinetoplastea; Trypanosomatida; Trypanosomatidae
Exons: 1
Coding region: 1-2034 (677 amino acids)
Source: RefSeq, a predicted model, not a curated record
AUGAAAUCAGUAGCUCCACCAAUGGUUGCAAAUUCCACGGCGGAGCAAGUAUACGAGUACUUGAAAAAAGUUGCUCCGCUUAACAAACUUGCGGGAGCUGUUCCAGUAACAUCAGUGCGGAAAUAUAUUGGUGCACUCGAUGAUGAUCACAUGUUCCAUGGUGAAGGAGUUCUUAUUUCAGAAAUGGGCUUCCGCUUUGAAGGUGUUUUUCAACAUGGGAGUAUGGAGGGACACGGAAAGAUUACAUGGAGUAGUGGUAUCACGUACGAAGGUGAGUUUAAAAAUAAUGCUCCAAAUGGUAAGGGUAUUUUUACAUGGGUAAAUGGUGAUAGAUAUGUUGGUGAAGUGAGAGAUGGUGUACGAUAUGGUCAUGGAGAGUUAUCAACCGCAGAUGGAGUUUAUACUGGAGAAUGGGUCCGAGGAAAGCGACAUGGUAUGGGACGUCAAACAUACGCUGGUAACUCUUAUUAUGAAGGUGAAUGGAUAAAAAAUAAACGAAAUGGAAAAGGAAAAUUAAUGUAUCCCAAUGGUGAUUUGUAUGAUGGAAUGUGGCAUGAUGAUAAACGAGAAGGUUUUGGGACGAUGGGAUGGAAGUUUGGUACAGGACACUAUGUUGAAGUGUAUGAAGGUGAAUGGCGUGAUGGCAUUCCAUUUGGUUUUGGAAGAUCUACAUAUGUUCACUAUAUUAACCCUGAAAAUGUACCGCAAGAUGCUGGAAGUUUAGAAGAUUUUGCCCCUCCUGUUCAUUCUGUUCUUAAUGUUUAUGUAGGAGAAUAUGUAAAUGGUAAACGUCAUGGAUUUGGUAUCUUUUACUACGCAGAUGGAAGUGUUUACGAGGGUGAAUGGUGUAAUGGUAAGAAAGAAGGACAUGGAAAGUGUACAACGAAUACUGGUGUCUCACACUAUGAUACUUUCCAUGGGAAUGAAGCAGAGGAACAGCUUAAAGUAACGGAUACCUCAAAUUCUUUACCUGAAGUUAGAUUAGCAGAUAUUAUUGGAGUUUCAGAUAAUUCUUUAGAUGAAGCUACUUCUGCCAUAAGACUUUUACUACUACGUUUUAAUAAUACUCUCAAAGAUUUGUUCUAUGCAUAUAGUGAAAAGAAUGAAAAUAUUGCGCUUAUUACUACUCCAAAUGAUUGGUGGAAACAUCGUACCCCAAGUCACAUAUUCAUUCCACAGUAUCUUCGUUUAUUGAAUGAUGCACACAUCAUAAAUGGGAAAAUAAGUAUCGCUGAUGUGAUUGACUGUGUUGCAGUAACCAUUGAAAAAGAAAAGGCUUCUGAAGAAGAAGAAAAGGAAAAAAGAGAAAAAGAUGAAGAAGAUGAAGAAGAAAAAGAUGAAACAAAAGAUAAUCCUUGGAGUAUGCAAAUGCGGAAACUCCGAAAUGAUGUAUUGAAUCUACAAGGAUAUCUAAAUUAUAGACAAUUUGCAGAAUCCCUUGUUCGACUCUCCGCUAUUGCUUGCAUUGGUUAUAAUAUUGCAGAGUUAUCAAAACGUUUUUCAACAUUUAUGGAAGGUUCACUCACAAAGGAAAAGUUCGUGGAUGAACCUUUGUGUCCCCUUACAAGAGAGUGGGAAACAUUUUUAAUUCCCCACUUAAAAGCUCUGGAGGCAUUAUUUCAACGAAUGUCAUUAAAUUCUCAAGUGGUACAAGGUAACACAAGUGCUCCUUUAGAUGUUCGAACCUUUAUUGCAUUCUUUCGUGGUUUAUUUAAUAAGUAUGAUAUUGGUUUAACAGAAGCUGUGAAUUCUCUCUUCCCAUUUGACCAAUUCAAAACACCAGGUCUAGUACCCUCUGCUGUUUGUCAACCACGUAAUGCUUUAGGGCUUUGUCUGUACGAAAAGAGUUGUGGACCUAAUGGAGUAUUUGUUGCGGCGUUAGUAGCAUCGGAGCGACGACUGACGUUUGUUGAGUUUAUUGAGGCUAUAUUGGGUGUGGCGCUUCUUAUCGGUGCAACCAAAGAGGAAGAGAUGGAGGAGAAACUUGUUGAGAUUUUAGAAGUGCAGAGCACUGAAGUUGUGGUGACGGAUUAG